Messenger RNA from Penicillium diatomitis, 879 nucleotides. RefSeq lists its product as uncharacterized. The transcript has 2 exons. Bases 1 to 879 code for a protein of 292 amino acids. The record is from RefSeq and is a predicted model, not a curated record. NCBI's taxonomy places the organism in Eukaryota, Fungi, Ascomycota, Eurotiomycetes, Eurotiales, Aspergillaceae.
AUGUCUUCCAAGCAUGACUCCGAGGCCACUGUGGCCGUCAACAUCGAGGAGCUGCGCAACUCCAAAGAUGCGGUCAUUAUGCGCUUGAUGGCUCUGCAGUCUUAUAUUGCUGACCUGAGCAAGGCUUAUGUCGAGCACGUGAACAACGUGAUCACGGGCGGUCCGGCCACCAUUGACAUCCCCGCCAUGCCCUCGAGUCUCUCGAGCCAUAUGGAAGCUCGGGCGGGCAGCCCCGGCCCCAAGGCCGAGGCGGAUGCACCCAAGAAGCGCAAGCGUGCGCCUGUGGAUCCCAAUGCUCCCAAGCGGGCCCUGACGCCGUACUUCCUGUACAUGCAGCAAAACCGUCAGAAGAUCGCCGCCGACCUGGGCGGCAGUGCCAAGCCCAAGGAUGUGGCGGACGAGGGAACUCGUCGCUGGCAGAGCAUGGAUCCCAAAGAGAAGGAACUCUACAAGACCCAGUAUCUUGAGAACUACGAGGCCUAUAAGCGGGACAUGGCCGCCUACAAGGCCGGCCACAAGGGCGGCGACGAUGAUGCCGCCAACAACCAACUGCAGCAGGGAAUUGCCGGCGCGGCCCCUGACGAGUCCCCGGAGGACGAUUCGGAAUCAUCCGAAUCCGAGGAGGAGGAGCAGGAGGAAGAGGAGGAGGUCGUCGAGCCGUCUCCUUCCCCGGUGCCCGUCAAGCAAAAGACUCCUUCCAAGAGUGCCAGCGCCAAGCGCCGUCGUAGCGACAUCAAGGCCGUCAAGGAAGUGGCCGAGUCUCCCGUCAAGCCCGCGUCGCCCGUGAAGCGUGGCCGCAAGGCUGCAGAGCCCGCUUCGGCCAAGUCGACCCCGGCCGAGUCCAAGCGCCGCAGCAAGAAGCGCAAGAGCGAGGCCUGA